UGCCUACCCGACGAUACGGUCGCUCCGGGUUAGGUCGCGGUGAACCAUCCCCCUUUUUUCGCUGCAAACCAAUACGGGAUAUCGUCUCGACGCGGGAAUAUCGUCUUCCAUCCUGCGCCCUCCGGGCGCUCGUGGCGCGCACACCCCUUCCGGGCUCGCGAGAGGUCUUUGUCAGGGGAAAGAAGUUGGCCCGGUGCCCCGUGCCAGGACGUAUCGUGGGAGCACGUGCAUCCGUGCGAGAGGUAGCCGAAGAGCGCGCUCGAGGGGCUCGCGCGCACCUCUUCACUCCCUUCUUGGAAACUCGCGCUGCCGACAAGUAACAGAGUCACGUGUGGACACAGUGAGAGCUUGCGGCUUUGAGAGUGAAGGACGACGGUCGCAGGAGAUGCUCUCGCGGCAGGCGACGGAGCCGCAUGGCUCCAGCUCUCGCCAAUCAAGAUACUGCGGCUUUGAAGACGUCAUCGGGUCGUUGUGAGCCAAGGGUUGGUGGUCGUGAAUUAACGGGCACGACUGGUAUACGGCGGUCUUUAUGCCGGCAACCACUGCCGGUCAACAGGAAGUGACGAGAGGCGCAACCGGAACUUAGGGAUUCUCCGUUACCUCCGUUACCUCCGUUGAGAAAUAGACAGGGUCGAAACACAGCCGUCAAGAUGUUGCGCAACAACAUGAUAACGUCCUUUGUGAAGAAGAUGGUAACAACGCAGCCGGAAGCCGGUGCUUCAGGGUCGGUUACGCCAGAGGAAAGCGGGAAGACUCUGAGCAAGUUCUGGCAGCUGGGAAACAUUAUAGCGACGGGGAACGUAACGAAGACGACCAAGGUCACCCCGGCGGAGGAUACUCAACCCAAGGAGGAGUCCUCCGCAAUUGAAACCCUGAAAUCAAAGUCGGAAGGCAAGACAAGCAGCGGGGACGACUGUAGAGUAUGCCGAAAAUCCUUCGCUCCCGAGGAGGUCUCGCGAACUUGUUGCGAGUGUCAACACAAGGUCUGCGAGGACUGCGCCUCGUAUUCAACGACAACGAAUUCCGACGACCCGUCUUCCUGGCGAUGUAGCGUCUGCCGUCGAAAGAUCGCCUCGAGGGACCAGCCCAUCGUGACACAAGAGUCCACGGAUUCGUUGCUGGACGUGCCGAUCUUGGAAGCUCUCCAGAGGAGGCACAGCGACGCCCGGCUCGGUCCCACCGGAAGUCAAAUCGGCGCGCUCGGAAGCGGACUGGCGCCGCCGCGAAGCCCGGAAAUCCGCAGGCACUCUGACGUUUCGCCGGCCAGUCUCAAGGAGCUCGAGAAGUUUCGAAAGGUUGCAGGGGAGCGCCGCGAGGAGCUCAGGUGGGAACGCGACCUGGACCGGAAGAGCAAGUCGAGGGGCGGCUCGCCCGAUCGUCAUCAGUCCGACAGAGGCAGAGCGACCAGCCCUCAAAGGAUGGUCAUGCCGUCUCAGACGGGUGCGAUCGAGCAGGAUGGCGGCGACCUGGACGACGAGGAGGAACGUCGGCGUCGCGCUCGUCGCGGUGGCGGAACGAUUCGCCGUAAAUCCCAUGUGACCAGGCAAAGAUCUUACGACGAUGAAAUAAAAACCGCAGCCGCGAUGACCGGCGGCGGCGUGCAGCCCGCGCACUCCGACACCGGCCUAGGUCUUCCGGUUCAACUGCCGAGACGAGCUUCAGCUUACGACGUAUACGCCACGCCCGGGAGCAGCGGCCUCAACGCGAUGGCUAUCGCCGCCGCCCAGCAAAGAGCAUCGAUCUCGGCGCAAGGCGGCCGAGAGCCUGAGGACCGACAUCAAGGGCGCAGGCCUUCCUUCCGCGCGGUGAAGCCCUACGAGGUCGCGGCGGACGAGGAGAAAAUGAUUAAGCUGGACUCGUCAUCCGCACCCGUAGUGCCACCAGCUGUGGCCCAACCCCUGGUACCUGAUGAGGAGAGGCGCACUCGACGAAGAGGCUCCCAAUUACCAGAUAUAAACGCGAUAAGGGCGUUGACAUCAGCACCAGGAGCGGCAAAAGGCGCUCCACCGACGGUAGUUAGCAGGGUGGCGGCUGAGGAACGCGAAUUACCUAGGCAGGGCAGUCUGGUCGAUGGCGAGGGUAUCAAGAUCGUCAUUCAUGACGUUGACAGUGAUGUUGCUCCUCGGGUGAAUGCAAAGAGAAGAGUGAAACUGAGAAGGGAUCCAGUCAUGGACAAAGGGCACAGAACGCGCGGAUUCGGCAUGAGAGUAGUUGGUGGUAAGACAGGAUCGGAUGGACGCACCUUCGCGUGUAUCGUUUGGACCGUGCCAGGCGGCCCUGCUGAGAAAGCCGGCUUGCAGCAAGGCGACAAGGUGUUGGAGUGGUCCGGUGUGUCUCUGAUCGAUCGGAGCUUCGAGGAGGUGCAGCAGAUAAUCGAGCGGACCGACGACGUGGCCGAAUUGGUGGUGGAGCACGCAACCGAUAUCACCGGGGAUCUGCUGGAUGAUCCGCAGUCCGGGAAAACACCGACGAGUUUGGGCCUGCUGAUGGAAACCGAAACGGACAAAGCGCCCUCGUCGCCGACGCGCAGGAAACUGCCAAAGACGCCGGAACAAAUAGCGAAGGAGAGACAGGUGACCGGUCGCAUACAGAUCCAGGUCUCGUACGAGGCGGAACGCAAAGAAUUGGUCGUCUCAGUUUUUAUGGGCGACGACCUGUGCGCCCGAGAAGACAUGGAUGGAUUCGGCCCCUUGCCGGAGGCUUUCGCCAAGCUCGUUCUUGUUCCACCGUGCGGCGACGCAACUCCACUGAGGACCAUGGUGGCCGAGCCGACUCAGAAACCUAUCUGGAACGCCACAUUGUUCUUCGCUGGAGUUGCCGGCGAAAGUCUGAUGGAACGUGCGAUCGAGGUAACUCUCUGGGAUUACUGUCCCGAUGGCGAUAAUGUGUUCCUCGGUGAAUGCAACGUCAAUGUCCAGCGAGCGCUCGAAAAUGACAGAGCUGUCUGGUAUCGACUGGAGGAUCCGCGCGGACUUCGAACGGGCAAAUCGCCGUACUGUUCACCGCGUGGCUCGCUGUCGAUGGACGUCGCGCAGAGAUUGUUGAGGAAGGAGUUGCGCGAUCGUAGCUACAGCGACGACACUCAAAGCGACAGUGGCAGCCCAGAAUUUGGCUUUCUACAUCCGGACCACGCCUGGCACGCCAACUCCAGACGUGGUUCCAGUCAGUCCGAGCAACUCGAGGUCGAGCCCUACGAGCUCAACCGGGAUUACAGCAGAUCCCUGCCGGGUAGCCGCAGGAGCAGCUUCCAAAGUCAGGGCGGCACUGAUAGCAAACGUGGAAGUAUGGGUGAAGUCGAUAUGCCUGCCGUAGUGUAUUACAAUCGCGAUCGACGACGGAGCUCGUUCACCAGACCUAUGAGGGAUCCGGAGGAGAUCCUGGAAGGUCUGCGAUCCCUUAAAGCGGUCAAGGGCGAGCUCAGCAGAACCAUGAGCCUUACUAGCGACAAGAGACGCGGCAGCCGGCGGGGUGAGCGCAAAGACAGCGUCAUGGAGAUUCCAGAGAGAUUUUACGAUAGAAACAGCGAGUCAGACGAGGACGAAAAAUGGAGUCAGCCGGCGGGAAAUGAAAAUGGCGUCGACAUAAAACUGGGUUGCGGACAGGUACCGCCUAAAGGAUACAAAAUGAUCAGUGGUGCGCAAAAUGGCGAAGUGAAACUAGGCUUCUUUCUCUGCAAAGGGACUCUCGAGGUCGAGGUUAUCUGCGCCAGAGGCAUUUGUCCCAGGGAAAAGGAGGAGCCAGACACCUACGUAAAGACGUAUUUGCGUGACGGAGAAAGGUGGCUGCAGAAGCGCAAGACACGCGUGAUACGACACUCGAAGAGCCCGCAGUAUCGCCAGACCCUCAAGUACGGCAGCUGCGACGCGCUAGGCAGAGACCUUCUGGUGAUGCUGUGGGAGAAGAAGCAAGGCUUCGAAAGCAAUCAGGGAUUGGGUGGUGCCGAAGUAAACCUCGACCUUCUGCCACUGACGCAAAUGACCAUCGACUGGUAUCCGCUCUUCCCGAUCCACACCCUCGGCACGCAGAACGCGGACUCGCCAUGAUGGUUAAGGGAAAAGUGGGCCCUGGAGGCCGGCGAGCUCGACCUCAGACUGAGCCUUUUGCUCAAAGACGAGGACGAGCCCGUCGUCAAGAUCAUCUCUUGAUGGAAAUAGUGACUGAUCACAUGCUAGCUCGCCGAUACGAUCUCGAUCUCCUCGAGGCAUCGGCGUUUCUUUUUAUUAUCGCAAGUCCAUGAAUGAUGCGACGAAACGCGCGUUGUUCCAGAAGGCGGGCGAAGCUUGCGUGUUGUCGAUCUUUCCGUAUUUUCGCGGCUUUUCAAUCGUCAAAUCUUGUUUUCACGAUUGCGCGUAAGUUUAUUUGCGUAGGAAAGUUUUAUUCCAUUCGGUCGAUCGAUAGAAAUUGUGCUAUGCACGUUGGUUGAAUUACGUUAGUUGUAUUUUUCAUUUCUCCGUUCAACGUUUGUUAACGUUUUGUCAACGUUUGCGCGAAAACAAAUGGUAGCGGCAAAUGUAUGUCUAGAAUUACCUAAUAUCAGAGAGAGAGAAAAAGAAAGAGAGAGAACUGACAUAUAUUUUAAAAUAUAAAUAUUGGAAGGAUGUUGUGAGAGAGAGAAGUAGUGAAAGCAAUCAAUAACACGAAAAGAUCGACAAUGCGCACAGCGCUGAGUGGAAAUCGCUAAUCACGUAAUAGCGUGUAACCGAAAGACAAUCAACUUCAGAUGGUUUUAUCAUACAGUUCAAGAAGACAAUCAAUUUUGAGAUUCGUAAAGAGGACGUGAAAAAGAAACACAUUCGUUCAACUCGCACUUAUGGAACGACGUCACUGUCGCCGCGUUUCGUCUCGGUAAGAGAGUGCAAAGGAAUGCGCAUAUAUAGCUUUCCAAAGAACCGAGUUCCUUCGAUUAGCGCCUUUUGAGAUCCGCGAGUGUCUCGUGGAUGAUUCGCGGUGAUUUUAGCGAUAAAGGUGUACCUGCGCAAGCAUGUCAAGCGACAAGCAACCAAGUACAAUAUAAAGAGAACGAGGAGGGAAUGUGAAGAAACGUAGAAAGCGAGGGAGAGAUUAUUUUUCGGAGGUUAACUACGGAAAUGGUGACAGCCAUGUAUCUUGAUAAUAUGUAUCCUGACGAGAUGACGAGGGUCCAUUUUUCCCGAAACAAGGAUAAUAUCGACGAGAACGACUGCGCCGAAGCGAAACUCGAUCGACAUCUUCCGCUCGCAGCGGUCUCAUCUGGUUGAUCCAGUCAGUGAUUCGAUCGAAUUUCGUACGCGCUGAUUCAAUCAAUACUGGAGGAUCAACAAUGCCUGUUAGAUCCUUUCCACGUCGAUGAGACACGUCCGAGAUUCGUGUUUCCUGUUUCUAUUUAAUGUAGACACGCGAUGUGGAGUGCGGAAUAAAAAUUUACAUUUUGUUCCGUCUGAACGCCAUUAGCAUAUACUUGUAUAUAAUUCUAGGUUGUAUAUCAGAUCAAAAUUUCCAUUGAAUUUUAAUUCAAUUUUCGAAUUGGGUCAAAUCUUAUUCUCUUAAAUUUUAAAGCAGGAAACUUAGUUUUCCUGCAAUUCUGGUUAUUUUGUCGAUUACUCGCAGAAACGCGACGCUUUGAAUUUACGGUAAAUUAGUUAAGUAUAUGAAUCAAUAUUUUUAAAAAUACUAUAUCUACAUUCUAGUUUUCUGCAAAUCGUGAGCCGUAUCGCAAAAUAAUUGCAAUAUAAACUGUGAAUUUUAUCUUUCAACUGUGAAGAUACAAUAGGGGAAGUAUUUUCAGAAUUUGUUAGACACAAAGAGUAGACACAAAGCUCGCGUUCCAGAAGAGCGAUAGCGGGAAGAUAGGAAACACUGGAAUCGCACGGAGUGCCUCGAUCGAUGUUAAUUGCUUUAACUAUAUAACGGUAGACAAUCGUUCCGAGGCUCGCUGGCCGAGCCAAAGACAAACAGAGCAAUUUAGCGAGGUGGUGGCGAGACGAGCGGACAAGACGAGGGUGUAACUUCGCAGCCAAUUUGAAUAAUAAUCAACCAACCAACCAACCAAAAACUCGGUGUUUUAGAAGUCGCACAAUUUUUGUAGCUCGUAGACUGAUAGCGGGACUGACAGGCGGAUUCCUUCGACGUUUCUCAGAUCUAAUAUCGACGUCCCGUUUCCGCGCGGCAUCCCGAGGAUCACGAUGGCCUCGCGAGGCGAUUCGAUUCAAUUCGCGAGCGCGAUUCAAUCGGCCACGUAAUGCGAAAUGUUACGCGCGAAAUCUCAGCUUCGAGCUUAAUCAACGACCUUGCGGUAUGGCACACGGUGAUCCUCAGGACGCGUUAUUGUGAAUGUUUAAAUCCCACAAUGUCCCGCGGCAUUGGCUAGGAAUUGUCCAAGAUUAAUUGCGCUUACCCCGCCCGAGUAAUUAGCGAUAGGUGAUAAACGUGAUAAUACCGUACAGAGUUAAUUAAUGGCACCUCCACGAUGAUCCAUAAAUUAUAUCUAACGAGAUUGAAGUUUACGGAUUUAUUAUUGUAAUCAAGUAUGGUGUGUGUGCGCGCGCGCGCGCGCGCACGGACGGAGAAAUGCAGCGAGAUGUCUUAAGAGUUAAGUGAUGUGUUGUGUGCGUGUAUAGCGGUAACCUCUUACGGCGUCGAGAUCGACCCGGGACGUAUGUACAUGCACAUCUAUGUAUAUAUAUAUGUUAUCGUUUAAAUACGUGUAUAACAAUACGGUAUAUAUAGCGUAUCUACGUAUCACAAUACGUAUGUGGAUACGCACUCGUAUCCCAUGUAUUGUUCUAUGUAUUGUUAUGAUCUGUGCAGAAAAGGGAAAUUGUAUAACGAAGGAUAAUCAAAAUGUGUACAUGUGUUUAAACGAUACGAUGAAGAUAAUACAGUAUCACUGUCCCAUAUCAUUAAACUCAAUGUUAAACGACGUAGAUGUUUAAGGGAUGUCAACGAAAGUGCAAUCGAACAUUUAUUUUCGCAAGUCGACGUCGAAACGAAAUUCUCAACGACGACAUAUACGUGUUGCAAUUCUCACUUACGAUUGUAUUAUUAAUCAUUAUUUUCGUCGCGUAUGUUCUCACUGAUUGUGCUCUCCUUUUGUAAACGUCGAGCCAGUGAAACAUCGAAAGGUUCUGGCAAAAACUUUCGUUCACACGAGGCCCGAUUAAUUAGAACGUCUUGCGACUAGGAUUCCUUUGUGAUCUCUGAAAACGAAAGACUUGUUCUCAUUGCAAACGAAAAGAUGUGCGAAGCGGAAUCGCGAGCGCUCGAGCACACGAAGAAAGUAACUUUUUAACUUAAAAAAACACAGAGCGUGGGAGCAUAUCGGCCCGAGGAGACACUUGACUAUGGUUGUGCUGUUCACACACUUCUUGUCGAUAUAAUCGUUUCAUAUCGGUCUCUCGCCUCGAACGCCAAAUGACGUGUCUCACCGCGAGAGUCAUAACGAGACGGUUGUGCCUUUGCGAGGGCUAAGUCAGAAACGUAUCGCGAAAAACGAUCGUGUUCCCACGAAGGAAAGUCUAUGAUCGGCCUAGAAAUAUAUCCGAACGUCACGAAUACCGAACAGACGGGAAUUCGAUUUUUGCCGCGUUACCCACGAAAUAUACGUAUACGUCAUCGCACGACUAUAAACUUUUAUAAUGUAUAGUACUUUCAGUUGUAAAUUCGUAAUUCUAGAACCGUAAACACACCAAAAAGUUACGUAAAACCUGAACAUGAAUAAAUCUUACCUAGCGCAUUUUCACUUGUUCCUAAUUUCCGUAAGAAUAAUCAAAAUUCAAAGCUUUUUUUUUUAAUUGAUGUAGGAAGCAUUGAAGAGUAUGAAGACUAUUAGAACCGGCUUUUCAAUGAUAGUUUAAACUUAGAUUUCAACUUAAACUCUGUUUAAACAAAACAAACGUAUUGUUAGAAUAGAAUUUAACUUGAAUCCAAGUUUAAAUUGCUAUUGAAAAACCGGCCCUCAGUGUUUUCGCGAUUCAAUGUAAUUAAAAAAAGUUGUAAUGAAAAUAUAAAAUAUUUGCUUUUGAAAACGAUUACGUUUGAGAGAUCGGUCUGGGCAAAUUUUAUCCAUGUUUAGAAUUCUAGGAUUAAUGGUACUUUACAUAUGGGGCCGUUAAUACCUUAGGUAAACUGUUAAGUUAAUGAAAAAUGUGACUACUUUCAAACUCAUUAAUUUUUUCCAUACGCAGCAAGUUACGUUUGAAGUGCAGAAGCAAAGAGAAAUAAUUUCGGAGUAAUCUUAACAAACUACGUAACCAGAAAGUACAAACGCGGACAAAUAUCGAGUAAAAGAGAUAUUCGUGGCAAGGGUAAAAGAGAAUUGGCGAAAUUUUCGGCAAGAGAGAGAGAAAGAGCAAAAGUGAGAAAAAGAUCAAAUUAAUUUUCGAGCGGAUGCAGCAUCCGUCGCGGAUCUUUGUCGAAAGUUUCCUCAUACGAAGAUUAUCGCAUGGACAAUCCUCUCGUACGAAUGCAAUUAUCUACUACUUUAAAACGGAAGACUUCUCCUUCGUAAGUAGCUGAGCGCGUUCUAGGCACGUUUUCUACUAGCCUUCAAAGUGACCUAAUACUACCGUUACUGCUACUACUAUUACUACUACGAUUGCUACUUAACAUUAUCGAUACUAUCGUUAUUACUAUUAUCACUCUCCAACGCUGCUUAUUCUCUCUUCUUCUUCUGACUAAAUACGCACUUGCAAGAUCAAGGAAGACGAGACUCUACAUUUUAUAGCGACACUAGUUCCAACUCAUUAACGUCAACGACGACCGCAACGGUCAACUUAGGGAUAACGCUUUGCUCCCUGAAUUAUCGUUUUCCGGACAAUCGAGUCCGAAUCAAAUCAAUAUCAAAUCAGAUCUAGCGUCUCUUCUACGUUUAAGUGUGUCGUAAAGUACACGAAAUUAAUGCAAUAAAAGUUCCCAAAAAGUAUAAAAAAAUAAAACUUUUAUAUUCUACAUAUAUAUUACACGUUAUAUAUAUUAUUAUAACUGAUCGAUCGUGAAAAACAAUACUUCCAGAGCGACUUCAAGAAUGCUCGAAUGCAAACAAAUAAUUUUUCUCUCAGGAUAAGAUGAAUAUAUCAGCGCAUCUGGUUAGAAAUCUAAAUGCCAAAUUUACUGCUAAUCUAAAGAAAUUCGGUAUCCCAAAUGAAAUCGCUAAUUAGAGAGCAAAGGGUUAAACUGCUCUUUAUACGCUCUAUGCUUCACACUUUUUGCGCGUUUUCUGAAAGUCUUCUAAUAGCCGACGAGGAGCUCGAGCUUACCUUACAAUGAAAUCUAGACACGCUAGAGAGAAACUUCGACUUUUUCUACAAGACAGAACGCUAGUAUCUUGAAACUAGAGUGUGACUCGAGUCUGCCUCACUACUUUAACUUCUACGUCUACUCAUGUACGACGAACAUGUAUACGCACAUCCACACAUACGCACACACACGCAUGCACACAUUCACACGUGAACUUAUUACAUCAUACGUUAUGUAUCAACCUUGACAAUCGAGAACUAAUUCAAACUUACGCUACGAAUCUCUAGACGAUAAAUAUAUCGUACUUACUACAAUUCGUGCCACACGGGCCGUGUGUAAAAUAUUUCUAGAGACGAGCACACGCGUCAGCGAACUCUAUUGCAUAACUGUACAUUCGAUAUGUAUUAUAUAUUGUCACGAUUGAUCAGUCUCGCGGGGGCAAAAACGUUUCUAGAGUAACUAACUCGGGGAGAGAGAAAUAGAUUAGAAGCAAAAGUGAUUGUCUGACUAUCGAAAUGAGAAUAUUUAGCGCGACUGGUCGCCUCAUCGAGAACGCCGUUAAUUAAGCGUUAUAAAAGCAACGGCCUCUUCCCGUACAUAUCUAUGUUGUACUCGUUCUAACAUGUAAUUGUAAGUGUCAGGGACAAUCUCACGGGAAUUGUGCGUGUGUUCAUGUGAAUCAGCGCGCCACUUUUCCGGCCUGCGUGAAAGCAGGAAAGCGGGCUCGCGUCUCGGCGAUGCGAAUCGAUUUCGCGUCCGUUCGGCAAUUUAUCUCAGCGAUUCAGUAUCGUAUGGUUGAUACUAAAAAUAGUGGAACAAAUCGAGAAAGAGAGAGGGAGAGAGAGAGGAACAAUUUAAACGGACGUAAAAUCGAGUCACGUCGUCGCGCUCUGCCACGUAAUAAAAACGGAAACGUCGCGCGAGGAAAAGGAAGAAGACGGCCACUUUGCCGACCGCAGCCCUUUCCCUUUCGCUCACUACUCACGAUCGCGAUCGUGAAUAUUAUAAUUUCCAUCCCCGAUCGGCCUAAAAUCACGUUCGAACGUAUCGUGAGGGGGCCGGACAGGCCCGAGGGGCCCGUCCACCCGCACACGAAUGCUUGAUUCUCGUAGAUACGCGAUUAACCGUUACAUGCGUGAACGUCUAAAUACUAAUCGUUGAAACUGAGAAUUUGUAAAGCGUGUAAUUAAAGGAAAACGAAUGCGGGGGCGGUUUCGAGAGGUGAGUGGAAAGGCGAAAAGCGGAAACCGAGACGGACGUACGUGAGAGAUCUUAAAAAGACGAGUUACAAUAAUCAUUCGGGACCCAAAAACGAUUUCGCCCACGGAACACCAUUAGGGAUCGGUAGUUAGAUGUGUUUAGCGUUAGUCAUCCUGUUGAAAUUAUUAAUUGUCGGAGCCGACUGAAGCGAUCCUCAGAUCGCACGGCAUGUCCUCUUUACGAUUAGAAGCAGGUAUACCUACUUUUCUCAAUUAAUCUAUUUCCCACGUUCUACGCGGCACUGUCGUUUCUGCCUCGACAUGACUCAAGAUUCCACGUACCGAAGCGAUCGGGCUGUCCUUUCUGACAUUCUCCGGAUUUCGUCUUUCUCAUGUGUCACUGUCGCUAGUGACUACGUAGAUACGUAGGACUUGGCGCGAUAGACGCGCUAAGAAAUUCUGCCAUUUUCUCAACAGCCAUAGGGAUGGCAGUUUCGAAGAGAAAAAGAGUCUCGUGAAUGUACAGUACCGCUGAUACCUCUCUCGAUCGUGACACGUUGCAAGCUUGUGGAUUUAUAUUUGCAGAAUGGAAUAGCGCUUACGAGAAUCGUGAUAUUCGCUCAUUUCAAAGUGAAAGUUAUUCACCUCAGUGAUCUUCUUUCAAAUAUCGUGAUUGUUGAUAAUAUCAAAUAUACAUUCGCAUCUUUUUGCGCACGUGAGGAAUUUUUAUAUUUUUAAGCGUUUGUUCUUAGCCACGAAGGAGAUUCGCGAUUAUACGCGACUGGUAAUUUUGAUUUGAUCUUAAUUUGUCACAUCUCAAUGUGGAAAAUCCACAUUCGUGGAGAGUAACACGCAAACGACUGACAACGUGUCAGCGAGAGAGAUAUCGAAGAGAGUAUCAGCGCAAGAAGAAACAUACUAUGGCCUUGUAAAGUCUUGUAUAAAAAAAAAGAGGGCAAGCGUUUCGGCGAUUCUUCUCGCUUCAUCAUUAGAACUAUUAGAGACUUUAGGAUUCUUACGAUUUGCGAACGAUCAUCGCGCACGUGCGCGUUUUCACGAAGAAAGCGAUUCGCGGGGAAAAGAAAGAGAGAAGGGAAAAAAUGUCGUGACAUAAUGGAAGGGACACCCUUAACGUAGUUAAAAAGACGUAGAUACGAUUACGUGUCGUCAUAUAACGAAUUCAAUGUGAUGUUCCCUGCAUGUUGAGUGUUGAUCGUCGCGCAUGUGGAUUAGAAUCACAGCGUGUGGUAGAAAUUUACGGGUUAAUCGAGUACGGAUAAUUAGCGGUUAAGUGAGCUGCGAUCUACUUUCUAUUGGUUCUGCGGCGUUAGCGUAGUGUUCUUGAUUGGCGUAUUAAAUGAUUGAGCAUCGACUCGUCGACAAUGCGAGGAAGUUAUCAGGUCAUACAGCGUAUAUACUUCGAGAUGCCCCGCGAUUUAAAAGUGAGAUUUCAGAGCUUGUGACUUGCAACAGUAAAAACGGAAGCGAUUGAUCGGAUUUCUUUACUACUGAGAGUUCUCUCGUGUUUGUAAAAAGAAGAGAAAAGAAAGGAAAAAAACUUGCUCGAGUGAACCACGCAACCUGAUCAUUUAAUGGAUAAUCUUUUGAAACUUUUAUUUGCUGAGAAAAGCUUUCAAUGGUAAAAAAACAGCCGAGGGCAAUUUUCGACAAUGAAGCUCUCGGCUCUCGCACUUAGCGCGAAACAAGAAAACAAAUGUAAAAAUUGCCUCGAAAGUUCCUCGCGAUCGAUGAAUCGAAGUUUCACCUACUAAUUGGUUAACCGAUUUAAGCUUUAAUUAAUUAUCGCCGACAGAUGCGAACGGGGACGAGCGAGUUCAUGAGCACCUCGCUUUUUGUUUCCCUCUUCCUCAUUCGCGUCGUCGAAGAGAAAGAGCUAUGUAGGUAUCUUAUAUAACUUCUAUGAUAUUUUCUACGAGGAAGAAUCGUCAAAAAGAUUUCUAUUCUAAAGAUUAAAAUUAACAAAUGACCAAGCACUAGACGCGGUCGCUGUUGAAGAAGACUUUGAAAUUUAUGUCCAUUUUACGAUAGUGUCCACUGUCUUGCGAUCUUUAUAUUGUCACGCGUACUUAAACGUUUGAUUUCGUUCUAAACACGUGUACAAUGCAUAACGAUGGAGCAUACUGGAUUGUUGCUACGUACAUUCGGUUGCACCGUUAAUGGUUUUCGAUCGAUGGCGAAUCGAUGAGCGACAAAAAAAGAAGCGUAAGGGUUGUGAUUAAGUAAUGACGUAGCGAUUAGACUAGACACUUUGAUUCAUUUUCCUCCCGUGGAAAGUCAUAUUUUUCUACGCAUCAGAAGUUCUAUCAUAACGAGCAAUUUAGGCAUGUAUAUGUAUAACUAUCAAGAGAGUAACGGGAGCAAGUCUCACUAUCUGUGAAACUUGCGAAAACGCUGUCGUGAGCAUCUUCGAUUGGCCAACGAUUAAAAAAUCGUUAAUAAAUACAUUAUAUCGUAGCAUAUGCUUCGUAUUUCCGGAUUAAUUUGCGAAAGAUCGAAAUCACGACAGUGAUGAGUUCGAUCGUGUUAAAGAACGAUUACGCAGAAAAAGACGAUACAGAAGAUAUAAGAACGAGGAGUGCCAGAAUAAUAAAACGUGCAGCUCGCUUUGUGGAAAAAAAACACUUGUAACAUAAACGAAUAAAAAGAAGAAAGAGAAGCCGAAUAGUCGACUUCUAUUUGCCUUUCGUUCAACUUUUAGUGCCAGUCCGUAUGCAACGCGAAUAUUCGUCGAAUAUAUUAUAUAUAUUAUUUAAAACACUAUUGUAUCAAAAAUAGUUCCGCUCAAAUUCUUAUCAAAUCUUUCAGUCACAUUACCAUUCGUGAAAUUUCUCACAAAUUUCAAUACCAAAGGGAAUCGUCUAAAUUCCAAUUUGCCCAAAAAUUUUAUGUCAGAAUUCAACAAGUUACUUGUCGUUUUUCUCUUUAUAUGUCGGACGUCACGUAUAUUCGUAUAUCGAGUGGUACUAACAUAACAGCGUAUAGGACUGAAAAAUGAGGAGUGUAUUCGAUUUCCUCGGAGACGAGGAAAUCGAAUACUUUUUUGUUGAAAAAAGUUUAAAGUUGGUAGAACAAGCCUCCUUCGCGAACGAGAGUCCUCGGGUCUAUUCGUUCUAGUUGCAAUCUCUCCGCUUUUAUUCCCUUUUCCUUUUUUCCAUUCUACGCCCGAUUUCCACGUCAACUAAUUUAUUUUGAAUAUGAGAUGCAAGUAUGAGUGCAAAUGGAACGAGUGGACCUUCUAACAGCGACGAUGAACUUGAAAGGUGACCGAAUUUUUGUAAUGCACACAAUGUUUUUGCGCUUACGCAUGUAUCUGUGCGUGCCUAUAUGUAUGAUGAAAAGUCACAUUGCGAGUCUUCUCGAUUUCUUCGUUAUUCAGCCUUUUUCGAGGAAAUUUGUGAAUUUGUGUAAAUCCUCCUCACUUCAUUAAUUUUGUCUCCGUCAUACAUACUUGUACACGCAGAUAUACACGAUAAACACAAAAACAAGAAAACGAUGUAUAAAAUGAACGUUAGGUAAAUAUAAACGUGACAAAAAUUGAGACGAAUUGCUGCUCAUUCCUGUAAUUAUCAGCGAUUUGUUCGGUUUUCAUGUAAAGCAUCAAAAUAAUAAAUGGUAUUUUUUGUCGACGUA
Odontomachus brunneus is the source of this 14063-nucleotide messenger RNA. It is a transcript of the gene Fife, whose product is annotated as regulating synaptic membrane exocytosis protein 1. Gene Ontology annotation, cellular component: presynaptic membrane; cytoskeleton of presynaptic active zone. Gene Ontology annotation, molecular function: small GTPase binding; transmembrane transporter binding. Bases 651 to 4043 code for a protein of 1130 amino acids. Gene Ontology annotation, biological process: regulation of synaptic plasticity; calcium ion-regulated exocytosis of neurotransmitter; regulation of membrane potential. The transcript is spliced from 23 exons. The record is from RefSeq and is a predicted model, not a curated record. Lineage: Eukaryota; Metazoa; Arthropoda; Insecta; Hymenoptera; Formicidae.